CCACCUUCUCUCUCAUUACAUCACCUUCUUCUCUUCUCUACUCUCUCUAUAUAAAUACUCUUCAUUCUCAUCUCUUCCUUCCUCCAUCCAUUCUCAAUCAUGAAGCGCCAACGAGUGGUGAGUGUGACCGGUUUCGAAGCUGCAGAAAUGGCCGCCACGGCCAAGAAGAAGAAACCCAGUAAGGCUCAUCCAGGAACUGAUCAGAAGGCCCUGCUCAAGAACGCGGAGGAGGAGGAGGAUGAGAAGAAGAAACAAGUGGUGGGAACUGAGGAAAAUGUUUCGGGUUUGGCUAACUGGGACGAGAACUGGCCUUGCUGGAUUGCUGAUUUCGUCGACGAGCAAAUGUCGUGGGGUUCUGUUUGGUUCCCGUUCUGGGAUACGGAUUUCUCCGGCGAGGCUUUCGGUGCUCUGUACGGUGACGUUGAUUGGGACGACGAUAUUUGGGAUUUGAAGAAGGAAAUCCCAAAUCCUUUCGAAGGUUGAUUAUUGCACUUCGUGUGGAGAAGAAGAAGGAUGGUCCUGAGAUUUUGUCAAACUUAUAUUGUUAUGCUUUCUGCUCUGCUCUCUAUCUGCUUACUUAGGAAUGAAAUGAAAUAUAAUAUUUAGGUCUUGCAAUCGAUCCUGUAGCUUAAGGCUAUACUUUGUUUUGAUUACGUUCCUUGAUCAAAAUGAAUAAGCAUCUCUAAUUGCAUUAUUCAUUAACUUAAUUUCUGUAUGCCAUAUCAGUUUAGAAUGCCAAACACAGAUCUGUCCUUCUGCAGAAUUAUUCAGUGGACGAUGCAGCCUCUUUGGUUCUCUAAUCGUUUGAAAUAUAAUGGCCCUUUCAAGUUGAGAGGCUGAGAUA
Molecule: messenger RNA, 844 nt
Organism: Neltuma alba
Lineage: Eukaryota; Viridiplantae; Streptophyta; Magnoliopsida; Fabales; Fabaceae
Exons: 1
Coding region: 100-483 (127 amino acids)
Source: RefSeq, a predicted model, not a curated record